This is a messenger RNA of Pseudopodoces humilis (Tibetan ground-tit), 1080 nucleotides long. RefSeq names its product ISL LIM homeobox 2 (gene ISL2). Gene Ontology annotation, cellular component: nucleus. NCBI's taxonomy places the organism in Eukaryota, Metazoa, Chordata, Aves, Passeriformes, Paridae. Gene Ontology annotation, molecular function: DNA-binding transcription factor activity, RNA polymerase II-specific; cis-regulatory region sequence-specific DNA binding. The record is from RefSeq and is a predicted model, not a curated record. Gene Ontology annotation, biological process: axonogenesis; positive regulation of transcription by RNA polymerase II; neuron fate specification.
AUGGUGGACAUCCUCCUCCCGCGGCCGCUCCAGGGCGCCAUGGGGGAGCCCUCCAAGAGGCGGCCGGGGCUGGCCCUGUGCGCGGGCUGCGGGGGCCGCAUCCAGGACCCGUUCCUGCUGCGGGUGUCGCCGGACCUGGAGUGGCACGUCGCCUGCCUCAAGUGCGCCGAGUGCGGGCAGCCCCUGGACGAGACCUGCACAUGCUUCCUGCGCGACGGCAAGGCCUACUGCAAACGGGAUUACAGCAGGCUCUUCGGCAUCAAGUGCGCCCAGUGCCGGGCGGCGUUCAGUAGCAGCGACCUGGUGAUGCGCGCUCGCGACCACGUCUACCACCUGGAGUGCUUCCGCUGCGCCGCCUGCGGCCGCCAGCUCCUGCCCGGCGACCAGUUCUGCCUGCGGGAGCGCGACCUGCUCUGCCGCGCCGACCACGGGCCGCCCCCCGACGGCACCGCCGCCCGCGGACCGCGCAGCCCCGCGCUAACGCCGGCCGCCGCCGCGCACCUCGCAGAACCGGUGCCCGGGCGGCCGCCCGCCCCGCGGCCGCCGGCGCACAAGGCGGCGGAGAAGACCACCCGCGUGCGGACGGUGCUGAACGAGAAGCAACUGCACACGCUGCGGACCUGCUACGCCGCCAACCCGCGCCCCGACGCCCUGAUGAAGGAGCAGCUUGUGGAAAUGACGGGGCUCAGUCCCCGCGUCAUCCGCGUCUGGUUCCAAAACAAGCGCUGCAAGGACAAGAAAAAGUCUAUCCUCAUGAAGCAGCUCCAGCAGCAGCAGCACAGCGACAAGACGAGCCUGCAGGGUCUCACCGGCACACCGCUGGUGGCCGGCAGCCCCAUCCGCCACGAGAGCGCCGUGCAGGGCAGCGCCGUGGAGGUCCAGACCUACCAGCCGCCCUGGAAAGCGCUCAGCGAGUUCGCCCUGCAGAGCGACCUGGAGCAGCCCGCCGCCUUCCAGCAGCUGGUCUCCUUCUCCGAGUCCGGAUCCCUGGGCACCUCCUCCGGCAGCGACGUGACCUCGCUGUCCUCCCAGCUCCCCGACACCCCCAACAGCAUGGUACCCAGCCCGGCCGAGACGUGA